AUGAUAGCUGCGGAGGAGAAAUACCAGACUGCCCGGAGGUCAGUAGCUGUUUCCUCUUUCUCCAGAGCUGCAGAAUGGCAGCUGGACCAACCGGCGUGGAGUGGCAGGCUGCGUAUAACAGCCAAGGGCAAGAUCGCUUUCAUUAAGCUGGAGGACAAGACUUCAGGAGAACUCUUUGCCCAGGCUCCUGUGGACCAGUUUCCUGGCAUUGCUGUGGAGGGUGUGACAGACUCCAGCAGAUAUUUUGUCAUUCGGAUUGAAGAUGGAAAUGGUACAGCUACUGUUUGCCACACUCUAAAGAGAUGGGCUUGGGGGAAUCAUAUCUUUGGAAGUUCUCAGUACCCUUGCUCUGAGUUCUUCUCAUCUGCGAAGAGUUUUUUUUCAAGGGCUAAAUAUACUUUUCAUGAAGUGGGUAAUGGGGCAAAUUACCUCUCACUCCCCUGUGCCAACUGCACUCUGUCCUUCGCCAGCCAUAAAAACAGUUUACUCUUCUGGUUUGCCUUGCGGCUCAAGUGUGCCAGCAGAUCACUUGAGCUGUGCUGCCGGCGCCUGCUGGGAGUCACUCCCUCUGUGCUGCCUUGCAGCACAUCGCUCCAGCAGACGAGGUCUCGGACCAUGUCAAACAUAUUUAAAGAACUGCCACUACGCUGCGGGGCUGAUCUUGGCCAGGAAGCGUCAUGCUGGUUGUUGACGUGUCUUUUUCUUUUUGCCUCCUGCAGAUGGGUCAGGCAGCAGAGUGAGCUGGCCAAACAGGCCGAGAACCCAGAUCAGGGACCCAAACUGGAUCUGGGCUUCAAGGAGGGGCAGACCAUCAAACUUAACAUUGCGAAUAUGAAGAAAAAGGAAGGAGCAACGGGGAAUGCCAAACCGCGUCCCCCAGGUCCCGGGGGUCUGAGCUUGCUCCCACCACCUCCUGGAGGAAAAUCUUCCACUCCGGUUCUUCCCUCCGGAGAGCGGCCGUCUUCGCUCUCUACGCCUGCCCAGGCUGCGAGCAGGCCGAGCGCAGACUCUCUCUUGGCCUGGCCGCAGCCCAGCGCUGCUCCCUCAGCUGCCGCCGCUGACAUCUGGGGCGACUUUGCCAAAGCUUCAGGGUCAGCUUCUAACCAGAAUCAGGCAAACGCAGGCUGGGUUCAGUUCUGAGCCAGACACCUCUUCUGCUUUUUCCUGCGCGGAUGCUGAGAAAGGGACCUUUUGAUUCCUUCUGGACCAAAGCAGGGGUGGGGAGCCCUCCUGCACCCUUUCCCUCAGAGCUAACAUGCUGCUUCAGGACACUCCACUUCUGUCUCGUCGUGGCAUUGUACUUCCCUAAUCUUUCCAGGCAAGAAAUGAGACCCGAAAACCCGGCCCUUAAGUGCCUUGGGAUUGAUAUGCUGAAAUUGGUGCUGGAGAGCCAAAUGAGAAUGUGCCUUAAAACACGCUGAGCCAGCGUCCCCGGGGCCAGGGACCUUUUAUUCUCUACCUGAAUCAUAGCAAAUCUUAGAAAAAUCACUGCCAGGAGGGGAGAGAAGGUCGGCCUGCCUUACCGCACCACGGUGAUUUCUGGGUUCCACCCGUGAUCUUUCCUGCAUCUUCCUCCCCUUCUUUCUUGCUGCCUUGUCUAACAUAGCUGCAGAAAGCCGACAGCUUCGUCACGACCUGUGUUCCCUUAGUAACAUGCAGUUGAGAGAGUGCGAAAAGCAGCGCUGGAAGACUUGAGCUCGCUUGCGGGCCCCUGUGCCUUUGCUGUUCGGUAGGGUAACUUUUUACUAACAGUCUGUGCAACAGAGACAGGUUAAUGCAUGCAGUAGUGGGCUGAGAGAGACUCCUCUGCUCUGUGCUGGUCUUGCAGAGGUCACGCGUCUGGGACUCCGGCAGGCGAAAGCUUUCCCUCUCCAGGGUAUCUUCCCAGAGACUUUUCCCGUGCAAAACCUCGCUUUUAACUCCUGCUUCCCGAGGUGCCCUUGCGUCACGUAGACAAAUGUCCUGCAAAGAUGCCGAGCAUCGCCCUGAGUGUUUCUGAGCACUUAACUGAUGAUGUGAGAGGGGGGAGCUGGGCUACAAAGUUUAGAUAACUGUCUGAGCACGAUGCUAAAUUUCUGUAUUUCUUGUCCCAGUUAAGUUUUUUUCCUCUAUUUUGAAGAGAGAUUUUUACUUCUUAUUGCAGAUGUUUUAUUAAUCUAAUGUAUAGCUAGAAGCAACGAAGGACAGAUUUGAGUUGGUCUCUUUAACAGAGCUGAGGUUGAGAUUUCUCUUUAGAAAAGAAUAUUUUCUUACCUAUUUAUAUUAAGGUGAAGGCCUUUAACCGUAUGAAGUCCUGCUAUUUUUUAAGUGUUUCAAACUUUGUCUUUUUUAUUAUUAUUACUUCCAUUUUCAACUGGAUGGGGAGCGUUUCGAUUUGAGAGUUUAAUCUUGCCUGGCACAGAGCGCACCAAGCCAGGUGAGACGUGUAACGCUUUAA
Struthio camelus australis is the source of this 2437-nucleotide messenger RNA. The record is from RefSeq and is a predicted model, not a curated record. NCBI's taxonomy places the organism in Eukaryota, Metazoa, Chordata, Aves, Struthioniformes, Struthionidae.